Messenger RNA from Raphanus sativus (radish), 1335 nucleotides. RefSeq lists its product as uncharacterized. The transcript is spliced from 4 exons. The coding region runs from base 1 to 1143 and encodes 380 amino acids. The record is from RefSeq and is a predicted model, not a curated record. NCBI's taxonomy places the organism in Eukaryota, Viridiplantae, Streptophyta, Magnoliopsida, Brassicales, Brassicaceae.
AUGGAAGCGGAGAUUGUAGAGACUCUUUGCUUGUUCGAAAGAUUUUUCCCUCCAAGUUUCUUUGAUAUCAUGGUCCAUUUGACUGUGCAUCUAGGAAGGGAAGCCCGUCUUGGUGGACCAGUCCAUUUCAGAUGGAUGUACCCAUUCGAGAGGUAUAUGAAAGUACUUAAAGACUUCGUCAGGAAUACUGCCAGACCAGAAGGGUGCAUCGCUGAGUCUUAUCUAGCUGAGGAAUGUAUGAGAUUUUGCAGUGAAUUUUUGAAGAAGACAACAAAUGUAGAAGACAAAGUUGAUAGAAACAUGGAGUAUGAGAACAGCACUAUCUUAGAGGGGCGUCCAAUAUCCACUGGAACCUCAAUUACCCUCAGUGAAAUGGAGAAGAAAAUAGCACAUCUUGCUAUUAUCCAGAACCUGUCUAUCGUCGAACCUUAUGUAGAUGAGCAUCUCCAGUUCUUACAAGACACUGAUGACAAGUGUCGGCGAGAUGCAUCUUUCUUAUGGAGUAUGCAUACUAAGAAUUUUGCAAAUUGGCUAAAAAAACAGGUACCUCUUGAUUCCAAAGAACAUGAAGAAACUCUCAAGUGGUUAGCUUAUGGUCCACGUUGUUCUGCAAGGUCAUAUACUGGCUUUAUAGUUAAUGGGCAGAGGUUUCGCACAUCGUCAGUUGAUAGGAAAAGUCAGAAUUCAGGAGUUUACUAUGAGGCUACCGCAGUUUGUAGAUCGAGUGCUAAAGAUACGUCACAAGUGGUUGAUGUGGUAUCUUACUAUGGCAGAGUAACAGACAUUAUUCUCAUGGAUUAUAAUGUCUUCUAUGUUCCUCUGUUUCGAUGUCAGUGGGCAGUAAAGGGUAAUGGAGUGAAGAUUGAAGAUGGUUUUACACUUGUAAACAUGCAGCACAGUCAAGCCUCCUUUUCUAGUGACCCAUACAUACUAGCAUCGCAAGCAAAGCAAGUCUUCUACUCUAGGGAAAAUGAGACCUCCAACUGGUAUAUUGUCAUGAGAGGUCCUUCAAGAAGAUACAGUAAGGAAGAUGUCCACGAGGGAACUGGAGAGAUUGGGCCGUUGCCUACAAAUUUAGACAUGGAAGUUGACACUGAUGACGCCGACAAUGCCAGAACUGAUUGUGAAGGAAUUUAUGUGUGAAGCAUAUCCUUUUUUAGUUCUCGUGUCCUUUGAGUGUGAUUGGUCUUUGAUUGUUUGAGUUAUUGUGUGCUUGAUGUGUGUUUACUAUUUAGUUCUUGUGGUCUUAGUAUGGCUUUUUGAGUUUUUUUGUGUGCGUGAUGUUUGUUUAGUAUUUGGAUUGUAGUUAACUCUUCCUUUCAUGAUCUUUUUCAG